Messenger RNA from Anopheles gambiae (African malaria mosquito), 1090 nucleotides. It is a transcript of the gene bisc, whose product is annotated as TM2 domain-containing protein CG10795. The transcript is spliced from 2 exons. The record is from RefSeq and is a predicted model, not a curated record. Lineage: Eukaryota; Metazoa; Arthropoda; Insecta; Diptera; Culicidae. Bases 185 to 751 code for a protein of 188 amino acids.
GCACAAAUGUCAAACCACAAAAACGGUUCCAAUGUAAACAAUAACACAAGUUCCGCGUUCAGCUGUUUCGCGAUCGAAUUUCUUUCGCCUUUUUCCUUCUAAUAACAUCGACUGUAUAAAAAAAAUCGGUUAUUAUUCGCGCUCUCUCUGUAUACGCUACCCCAUCCACAAAAUAGUUAUCAAAAUGCAAAGUUUAACCCGAACGUCGCACCUAGUAGCGCCAACGAUGACUGUGAUGAUACUGCUGCUGCUGAUACCGAUCUCGUCGGAGGUGGAAAUCGAUUGCAACAGUUUGCGGAUGGGACAGUUCAUUUGCCCCGAUCCGGCGCUGCGUCAGAUUGAUCCGAAAACGCAGCAACUGCGGGGAUGUACGCCGGACAAUAAGGCACGCGUUUGGUGCGUCGCUGUCGAGGGGAUUGUGUGCAGCGAAACGAAAAACACAAGCUUUACCCGUGAAAUGCCCUGCAAAUGGACCAAUGGAUAUCACUUUGAUACCGCACUACUGCUCUCCGUGUUUCUCGGCAUGUUCGGUGCGGAUCGGUUCUAUCUGGGCUAUCCCGCCAUUGGGCUGCUAAAGUUCUGCACCCUUGGCUUUAUGUUUCUGGGCCAGCUGGUCGAUGUUAUACUGAUCGCAACGCAGGUCGUGGGACCGGCCGAUGGGUCGGCAUACAUCAUACCCUACUACGGACCGGUCAUUACGGUCGUGCGUAGUGACAAUUGGACGUAUCGCCUACCGCAGGAUAACUGGUGAUUGCUGGCCAACAUCUUCCGGCUACCACGAUGGCCGCAGGUGGAAAACUAAGAAGAGGGUCACAUGUCUUAUCGGUACCGGGAUGGACAAAUAGAGAGGAGCGAGAUAUUAUUGCUCUCCUUCAUUGCGAAAUACCACCCCGAGACGAGACAUCCUCUUUCCUUUUGCUCCAGAAGCAAAAAGGUACGAAAUGUGAUACGAUAGCGUGUAGUAGAGAGUUUGUUGGUAAUGUUUUUUCCCUCCUCGAGACAGUGAAGCAGAAUAAAAUGUAGCCAAAAUUAGUAAAAAAUUAAAUACAAAAUACCGAUUUGAAAUGUACGAGAGACUGUUAAGCAAAAA